AUGUUGCAGCAAAUCCUGCGCGACAUGUGGGUUGACCCGGAGAUCCUCGCGGAACUCGACGAGACCCAGAAGCAAACGCUCUUCUGCAAGAUGCGCGAGGAACAGGUGCGUCGUUGGCAGAUGUGGGAUGAGAAAGUGAGCAAGGAGGAAGUUGAAGGUCCCAGAGUCCAGGCUGCUGGCAAAAAGCAGGUCCAGUUCCUCAAAGGCGAGGAUGGGGAGCCCUGGGUAUGGGUCAUGGGUGAGCAUCCGGACGACCGUUCCAUCGAGGACAUCCUGGCGGAGGAAGCCAAGCAGCGCGCUCUGAUGCAGGCGAGGCAAGAGGCCCACCAGCUGAGGAAGUCCGUGGAGAAGGAGCUCACUCAUCUUAUCGAAUAUCAGCCACUGGAUGCGUUAGAACAGAAGUUCGAUUUAUCACCAAAAAAUGUGGACUCUCUAGAAGAUACCCUAGACCUGUACUGCACGGUGGACGAGUUGAGAGCGAGGAUCGAUGAGAUGGGACCCGAGGUGACGUCACCCAAGGAGCUGGAGAAAGCCGAGUACGAAGACAGCAUCAAACUCGACCUGAGCAAGAAUACGAUGCACUUCAACUUUAUCGAGGGCAAGCGGGAAGUCAGAGAUGUCUUGCAGGAGGCGGGCAUGGGUCUGACGGACGGCGUGGGACUGCGGGUGGCCGCGUGGGAGAGGCGUGUUGCCGCCGCGAGGGCUGGCGACAUACUGCGCGGCCUGCGGGCUCGCAGGGCUCGCACCCUGAGGGACGCGCAGCGCACCACGCAGCAGAUGGACGCCGUGUGGCGCGAGCAGGAGCGCAAAGCCAAGGAGGCAGAGGCGGCCAUGCGGGAGAUCGCCCGCGCCGCCAGAGAGGCCCACCGUCUCAGCACAGACAUAGACACAACCCCUUGUCCCACUCAAGCGGGAAAGCCCCCGAAUCGCGAAGCAGUUGUGGAAUGGUUCAAAACCCACGAGCUGAAGAAGGGCGUCGGAUUUGACGAGAACAACAAGCCAGUGGACUGGUUCCACGGUGUCAUCUCCCGCUCGGAGGCGGAGCGGCUGCUCGGUGGAAAGGAGGUGGGCAGCUUCCUGGUGCGCGUGUCGGAGAGGGUGUGGGGCUACGCGCUCUCUUACCGGGCGGAGUCGCGCUGCAAGCACUACCUCGUGGAGGUGGAGCGCGGCUACCGCCUGCUGGGCGCCGCCAGCCUGGUGCACGGCUCCCUGGCCGACCUGGUGAAGUACCACAGGACGGUGGCCCUAACGGAGAGCGGUGGUGAGCUGCUCACCACCGCUUGCCCACCAGAGCGGCCGCCGGUCUUC
Molecule: messenger RNA, 1308 nt
Organism: Iphiclides podalirius (scarce swallowtail)
Lineage: Eukaryota; Metazoa; Arthropoda; Insecta; Lepidoptera; Papilionidae
Source: the annotation of a GenBank genome assembly